This is a messenger RNA of Alexandromys fortis (reed vole), 798 nucleotides long. RefSeq names its product zymogen granule membrane protein 16-like. NCBI's taxonomy places the organism in Eukaryota, Metazoa, Chordata, Mammalia, Rodentia, Cricetidae. The transcript has 3 exons. The coding region runs from base 150 to 716 and encodes 188 amino acids. The record is from RefSeq and is a predicted model, not a curated record.
GGAAAAGAACAUAAGCUACAACCAGACCAGAGGAAUUAGGGACUCAGAAGACAGCAUCAGGAAGGAGCAAGACUAUCAGUGAACAGUCUCCUCUGAGCUCAAGGCUGCAUCUACUAGAUCUACACUGAAAAAUUGAAAAGCCUAGGUCUAUGUGCAAAGCCGGGGAAUUGAUAAGCUUUCUUCUUUUCCCUUCUUCACAUUCCAGCCUCAGAAUGUUGGCCAUUGCUCUCCUAGCCUUUCUCUGUGUGUCAGCCUCUGCCAAUAAAAUUCAGGCCAAGUCCUCCUCUUAUAAUGGGGAAUAUGGAGGUGUUGCAGGAAGACGAUUCUCUCAUUCUGGCAACCAGCUGGAAGGUCCCAUUACUGCCAUCCGUAUUCGAACUAACACACACUACAUCAUAGGUCUCCAGGUACGCUAUGGCAGGACAUGGAGUGACAAUGUAGGUGGCACACAUGGAGACUUGGAAGAGAUCUUUCUGUAUCCUGGGGAAUCAGUGAUUCAGGUGUCCGGCAAAUACAAGCACUAUCUGAGGAAGCUGGUCUUCGUCACAAGCAAGGGCCGCCGCCUGUCUUUCGGAGGAAAAGAAGGCAUAAGUUUCAAUGCUGUUCCCUUGCAUCCUAACACCGUCCUUCGCUACAUCAGUGGCAGAGCUACCAACUACAUCACUGCCAUUGGCCUGCACUGGGGUCCCUACCCUGGUAACCAGAACAACUGCUGAAGCUUCAGCUUCUCGUUUGCCAGGGACAUUGUGUAAGAAUUCCCUUAUCACCAACCCCUAUGCAAGCAACUUAAUAAAUGAG